ACUCGAUCAACAUUAAACGUUAUCGUGCAUAAGUAUGGCUGUGAUCGCAAUUAUCUCCUUCACUGCUUUCGCUGCUACGGACACCACCGUCGAAACGCUAAACCAAACCCUCAAGGCUUCUGAUGGAACAACCCGUUUCGUCAUCGGCUCAAAAGUUCAGGAGCCAAACACCAUCCAAAUUACCUCUGAGUGGCCCUCCAUCCGCUGCCCCACCGACCUGACAACAUCACCAGCGUUCGUAUCCUUCACGGACGCUAUACGCAGCGCUACUUCAUCUACACUCACCACCAUAUUGACCACCCUCGAUAAGUCCCCUUUCGCAAAUGGCGCAGCUCCAAUCGUGGAGUACGUCAAAUCUGACUUCCUAGCCAAGGACGUGACGCCCGAUUUCGAGAGGAACAUCGAGGAUGAUUUUGCUAGAUUUGAGACUAUCUAUCGGAAGAGGGGGACCAUUAAAGAGACAGGGGAAGUCGGUCUGGCAACGGGGUGGGUGGAGGAGCAAGAUGGGAUGAGGAGUUUCCUGGUGGUGAGAGGGUGGACGGCGAUGGAGAGGUUUGAGGAGUCGCUCCAGACGGAGGUCUUUAAAGAGUGCAUUCCGAUCUUGAUGAGCUGGAGUGCGCCUUUCAAGAUGUGGCAUGUCGAAAGGAAGGUUGUGAGCGAAGGAUCGUGAACCACUCCAGCUGACCUGAUAAAAAAAAUCAACCCCUGAAGUCUC
This is a messenger RNA of Macroventuria anomochaeta, 715 nucleotides long. RefSeq lists its product as uncharacterized. Lineage: Eukaryota; Fungi; Ascomycota; Dothideomycetes; Pleosporales; Didymellaceae. The record is from RefSeq and is a predicted model, not a curated record. The transcript is spliced from 2 exons. The coding region runs from base 35 to 670 and encodes 211 amino acids.